GUGACGUUAGCGGCGCCAUGGCGGCCGUGGAGCUGGACGAAGAGGAAGCCAACAUCGAGUACUCGAAACGGUUGCAGAGCCGUUUGGAGCGAGUGAGCGAGCUGGCGCGGUUCACCCAGCACUGUGCCCGGGCCAUGGAGGGCGUACUGAGCGCGCUGGGCUGGAGCAGCGAGGGCAUGGAUCGGCAGCGGCCGCCUGAUCCAAUGGUUAUUUGUCCAUUUGAUGCAAAUCACCGUCUUCCAAAAUCUUCACUGGAAAAACAUGUUACAUCUUGCAGGCUAAGAAAACUGGGAUAUUCUAAAGAGGAAGAGGCAGAAAUGUGUGACCCGUCAUUUGCCUAUGAGAACACUCUGGUACCUACGUUUAAAAUGGACAAAGAUUUGCAAACUCGGAUUAUACAUGAAGCAAGAAGUAAAGCUCCACUUGGAAAAGAAGAGAGAGCAUAUUCACAAAGUGAUUAUUCUUCAGUACCUCUUGAAGUUCCUGAGAAUCAUCAACAUUCCAUCUGUGACCUAACUCCUGCGGAUCGCCUGGCUAUUUAUGAGCAUGUCAUCAAAGAAACCAGUCAGCAAAAAAACAAAUCGAGGUCCUUUGAAAAUGACAGUGAUUUGUACGUGGACCUUGCUGCAAAGCUCAGCCAAGAGGAGGAACAGAAAGGACCGAAGUCGCACCUUGAAAUACUUGCUGAAAUGAGAGAUUACAAGCGUCGUCGCCAAUCCUACAGAGCCAAGAAUGUUCAUAUAACAAAAAAGUCAUACACAGAGAUAAUUAAGGAUGUUAUUAAUGUGCACAUGGAAGAAUUGUCAAGACAGUGGAAAGACCAAAGUGAUUCUGAUAAUGUGGAAGAAGGCCAAAGUUCUUUAUCUUUAAAAAGCUCUGCAAAUGCACAUAGAAAAAGAUCCAUUGACAAAAUAUCUCCUUCAUCUGAAUGUCAAACUAUUGGAAGUGGUAGAACUGUAGAUCGUGACAACUGGAAAAGGAAUCGCAGUCGAAGUCCACGGGAGAGGAAAAGAAGUCCAGAAUGGAGUAAGGAGAGAGAUUCAAGGAGAAGGCAAGAGAAAGACCAUCACUCACGGGACGACAACCGCCAUCGAAGUUACAGACGGCGAAAGUGACUUGGAACUGCUGAUGGAAAGAAGAUCAGAAAUUAAUUAAAAUAUACAAAAUGUGUAUAAACACUGAACUUUUUAAAAACUCUAAAUGAAUGUUACACACAUAAAAGUUGCUGGUGAAUGCAG
This is a messenger RNA of Mobula hypostoma (lesser devil ray), 1238 nucleotides long. It is a transcript of the gene snrnp48, whose product is annotated as small nuclear ribonucleoprotein 48 (U11/U12). Lineage: Eukaryota; Metazoa; Chordata; Chondrichthyes; Myliobatiformes; Myliobatidae. The record is from RefSeq and is a predicted model, not a curated record. The transcript has 9 exons. The coding region runs from base 18 to 1115 and encodes 365 amino acids.